AUGUCUGGAAAACUUCCACAAAAAAAAUUUUUUCGGCAAAGAGCUCACUCGAACCCUUUUUCUGACCAUAUUCUUGAAUAUCCGAAAAGUCCUGCUUAUAUGGAUUGGUCUAAACACUUUCCAGCAUUCUUUCCACCCAAACAAAAGGCAGAGAACCUUUUAGAAGAGUCACCUUCUAAUGUGUAUGAAAAAUCCCAACAAUCAUCACAGAAAAAAGUAGAGUUCGCUGAUCUGGGGUGUGGAUAUGGUGGUUUGCUUGUCGCAUUAUCAACAAUUUUUCCAGAAACUCUUAUGUUAGGCAUGGAAAUUCGAGUAAAAGUUGAAGAAUAUGUAAAAGAACGAAUUAAGGCACUGAGAUUACAACAUCCAGGACAGUAUCAAAAUAUAUCUAUUAUAAGAAUGAAUGCAAUGAAAUUUCUACCAAAUUUCUUUGAAAAAGGUCAGUUAUCAAAAAUGUUUUUUUUAUUUCCGGAUCCACAUUUCAAAACGAGAAAACAUAAAGCUAGAAUUAUCACCACACAACUAUUAGCAGAAUAUGCAUAUAUAUUACGCGCUGGAGGUAUAAUAUAUACUAUUACAGAUGUAAAAGAUUUACAUGAGUGGAUAGUCGUACAUUUAGAAAAACAUCCAUUUUUUAAACGUAUACCAGAUGAAGAAGUGGAAAAAGAUCCAGUUAUUCCAUUUGUUCGUACUGAUACUGAAGAAGGUAAAAAGGUUGAACGUAAUAAUGGGCAAAAGUUUUUAGCAUGUUUUAGGAGGACUGAGGAUUCAACGGAUUCAUCCGAAGAUUAA
Molecule: messenger RNA, 792 nt
Organism: Diversispora eburnea
Lineage: Eukaryota; Fungi; Glomeromycota; Glomeromycetes; Diversisporales; Diversisporaceae
Source: the annotation of a GenBank genome assembly